Molecule: messenger RNA, 2909 nt
Organism: Ceutorhynchus assimilis (cabbage seed weevil)
Lineage: Eukaryota; Metazoa; Arthropoda; Insecta; Coleoptera; Curculionidae
Source: the annotation of a GenBank genome assembly
UUAAAAAUGAUCCUGUAGUUUGUUUUUGUUUAUAUAAACAUAUUGAAUUUAUUUGUGUAUUGCAAUAUUUAAACAUUAAAGUAUAUUGGCUAGUCGUAAAAAUAAAUCAGCCAAAUAGUGCGACUUCCGAUCCAAAAAAAUCAUGAUCGUAGCACUAAACCCCAACACCAAAGUAAUCGAAACGGAUCCGAAUGGCAACGGCAAAAAAGAAAAAGACGUCAAAAGAACCAACUACUUACUCAGACAACUAGUAAUGCGUGGCAGACAAGAUUCCGACGGAGGUUGCGUGGACUCGCCAGACUUGGAAUUUAUCUACGACGAUUCCGACUCACACGGUAACGAAAUAGCCGAACUCUACAGCUACACUGAGCUGCCGGAGUUGCAGCUCAACGUCAAAGCUUUUGAAGAUCAAAUGGAAAGUUUUGGGCUUCCGCCCAGCUGGCAACGUUUGUCCGCCACCAAGCAAAAAUGCGUCGUUAUGAAACUGCUGGAUGCUUUGGAAUGUAGCAAUAAAUCCAUCAGAAUGAGAAGUGCUAGGUGUAUUUUGUAUAUUGCACAAGGUUGCUGGGCUGAAGUUCAAUCUGAUGCGGAACAACAACAAUGGGCCCGAACUAAUGCUUUGAUGUUGUUGCAAGUUGGCGCAUUUAGUGCUUUUACUGAUUUGCUGAACUUGGAAAUUGAUAAUAGCACCGCAGCACAUGUGGCUAUGAGAAAAAUUGCAGUUUCAUUAGCUGAUUCACAAGACUUGAGAGUAAUUUUAUCAGUUUUAUAUAUUAUUUCAGAAGUUAUAAGAGCUGAAAAAAACUUAGAAGAUAGUGAGUAUAAAGAGGACAUAGAGGCAUUUGUGUGCGAAUUAACUUAUGCUGAGGGUGAUGAUCAUUUAAUUAUCAAGCUACUAUCUAUGGUUACAAAGUUUUGUAGUGGAGCGGCACCUCACUUUCCCAUGAAAAAAGUAUUAUUAUUAUUAUGGAAACUGACUCUGGUAUCUUUGGGUGGUAUGGAAACUUUAAAGGAGCUCAAAGCAGAAAAGCGUCAAGAAGCUAAUUUACCCUCCUUAGACGAAGAUACAAUGGAAAUUGCAAAAACUAUGAGGUCAUCUUCGCCACCUGCCAGUGCUUCAGAUUUGCUUGAAGCACAAAAUGAAAAAAGAAACACUAGACCUUUUAGAAGAAGUUUAAUGAAACAAAGCAGCUUAGACGAUCAAGAAUCUCUUAGAAUGGAAAUGGAUACUUCUAUGACAAUGGAUAAUGAAAAUGGAGAAGAAUUGUCUGACGGAAGUGAAUAUGAUGAAAGACAACUUCAAGAUAACAACACUGAUUAUAAUAAUCAAGCUUUAAAUAUGUACAACACCCAAAUGUCUCCUUCUAUACAGCACGACAUAUUACCCAGAGGCUUACCAUGGAAAUCUAAAGUCAGACAAAGAGAUAUUGAUGCAUUUUUGGAUGCCUCCAGGCAAAAAUUUUUGGGUUAUUGUUUGCCAGGCGACCACAACACACUUUUUGGCUUACCAGAACCCAUCCACGAAGGAGUAAGGAUUUUAAACGAACACAUCUACACUUCAUUAGCUGAGUUGCAAAUACAAAAAGAAGAAGAGAUCGCCAGAAAUCCUAUUUCAAUUGCCGAAGAAAAUAUUAAAAUGACCCCUACAGAAAUACUCUAUCAGGCCAUGCUGCCUAAUUUACCUCAAUAUAUGAUUGCACUUUUGAAAAUCCUGCUAGCAGCUGCCCCUACUUCAAAAGCCAAAACUGAUUCUAUAAACAUUAUGGCCGAAGUACUACCAGAAGAAAUGCCAAUGACAGUUUUACAAAGCAUGAAACUAGGCAUAGAUGUAAACAGACACAAAGAAAUAAUAGUCAAAGCAGUUUCCGCAAUCCUCUUAUUGCUUUUGAAGCAUUUCAAACUAAAUCACAUUUAUCAAUUUGAAUUUAUGUCUCAGCAUUUGGUUUUUGCCAAUUGCAUUCCGUUGGUAUUGAAAUUUUUCAAUCAAAAUAUAAUGGCUUAUGUUGGAGCUAAAAAUGUUAUUCCCAUAUUAGAUUUUCCUUCGUGCGUUAUCGGCGACCAACCAGAACUGACUGCAGAAAGUCUGGAAAUUGGUGACGCUGCACAAUUUUCAUGGCGAAAUAUGUUUUCUUGUAUUAAUUUGCUUCGGAUUUUAAAUAAGCUUACUAAGUGGAAACAUUCGAGGAUAAUGAUGUUGGUCGUGUUUAAAUCGGCCCCUAUUUUGAAGCGGACAUUAAAAGUAAGGCAUGCAAUGACUCAGUUGUAUGUAUUGAAGCUUUUAAAAAUGCAAACCAAAUAUUUGGGAAGGCAGUGGCGUAAGUCCAACAUGAAAACCAUUAGUGCAAUUUACCAAAAAGUACGUCAUCGUUUAAAUGAUGAUUGGGCUUACGGUAACGAUUUAGAUGCGAGGCCUUGGGAUUUUCAAGCCGAAGAAUGCACUCUGAGAGCUUGCGUGGAUCGAUUCAAUAACCGCAGAUACGGACAAGUGAUUGAUAGCGAAUUCGAACCGGUGGAUAAUAAUUUUAGUAGCGUCUUGGGUAAACCGUUUGAGUUGUCUGAAAAUUUCAAGAAACAUUACGGUUUGUGGUUGGAGCAAGAAGUUCACGGCACUCCGAUUGAGUGGGAAAAGUUGUUGUCGGGUAACGAGGUCAAAAAGGAGAAAGAAGCUAUUGAAUUAAAUGCUGAAGUAGCUCCAGUAACUGUUCCAAUAACUGCCGCAGCACCAAUAGAUGCUUCACCUUCAGUAACUGUUCCAGCAGUAUCAGUAGCUGCUUCAGCAUCUUGAAUAUUUUUAAUAGGCAAUAAGGCAUAUCUAAUAAUUAGUGUGGAUGAAAUUUUAAUUUCAUAAAUGAUUUAGAUAAUAUUAUAAUAUUCAUGUAUGUAAUAAAUUAUUAUUUCCAUUGACAGUA